GUAAAUAUUUCACGGAUCCACUUAGUUAACUCCAAAAUGGAAUCGUCCAAAAGCAAAUGGCAAGUUCGAGCUUGGAUGGAUACAUCAUACAUUGUCCACAUGAAUUCUUUACUACAGUCAAGGCAUGUGAGGCGCAUAAGCGAAACUCCUUUUAAGUGUUGUUUAGGAAUUGUAGAGCCUAUAGACCUGAACCUCAAAUUGUUGAAACAAUUGGUACGUCGUUGGGUUCCCCAACAUCAAUCAUUCAGAGUUAGGCAACAAUUGGUUUCUUUCGAUGUGGUUGACGUGGUUAUGACUUUAGGAUUAGGAGUAGGGGGUUUGGAGAUCUCCUUCGAUGAAUCAAUUGUCGGAAAAGUUGGUGAACUGUUUAAUUCCAGUAAAACGAAAGCGAAAGAGUUGAUAGACAUGUUUGAUAACAUUGUUGGUGAUGAUGAUCUAGAUGUAGAUGUCGUCUGUCGUUUAUGUAAUAAGAAAUUACUGACUGGAAAGAUUGCUGAUUCUAUAAGCAUUAGUGGCAGUUCUAUUGUCUUGCAGCUAUGGGUGUACGAACGCCUUGGUUUGCAUUCUCACUCAUCUUGCAAGGUAUUUCCGCGACUUCAGCGAUUUCGUUCCUUAAAUUAUGGGACCGAAGCAAUAGAUCUUUUGUUUAGAAAAGGCGAGGUACAUUUUGAUUGGUACCUUCGAUCCGUUGACCGUCAAAAUCCCAUCAUCCGUGCUGCAUUCAAUAUGGAUGCGGUGGCGAGGACUGAAGAAGCACCUGAAAAAGGUGAAAAUAGUUGUGAAUCUGCACGUGCUGCAAGAUUGGAAAAAGCACUAAGUGAACGAAGAAAGACUGGAAAUGUUCAACAAAAUCUUUCCGUUGACGAAGCUGGUGUUGAUGUUGAGGGUGAGGGGAAUGAAGGAGGUGUCCAAGAAGCAGUUGUUAAUGAAACAGUUGCAAACGAAGCAGCUGCUGAUGAAGGAGUUAUUAAUGAAGCAACUUUUGAUGAAACAGCUGGAGAUGAAGAUGGUGUACAUGAAGAAGAAACAGUUGCAGCACCUGUUGAUGAAGCAGCUGCAGCUACAGCACCUGUUGAUGAAGCAACUUCAGAUGAGCAACCUGUUCAUCAAGCAGUUGCAGACGAACAAGCUGUUGACGAAGCUAUUGCAGAUGAAGAUGUUCUUGAUGAAGUACCCCCACGGGAUCCACCAGCUUUCGUUGACAUUGGUGGUGAUGACGAAGAUGAUGACUUAAUUCCCCAUGUACAACCGUUGCUUGUAGAGCCUUUGACAACUAUUCUUGGUGAUCUAACCACAACGGUUUUAAUUUUUGCAGCAACCAUGUUUAUGUACUUUGAAAAAAGGUCAACUAGAGUCAUAAAAAGGAUGAUCUUCAGUCCAAUGUUUGCGACCCACUUUUUAAUUGACAAUAAGAGGCGAGUUGCCAAUAGACAUGUGUGGCAACUUAUAGAUUACCAGCCUUAUUUUCGACACGAUCUAGUAAGAGUGGAAGAUUUAUUAUCUGCUGAUUGGGUAUUCAUCCCAGUUGUAAGCAAUAAUCACUGGUGGUGCUAUGCACUGAAGGUCCGCACCAUGCAGUUUUUUGUUAUUGACUCAAUGGAUAAGGGAAUCAGAGGACGUGGUGGGAUUGACAGAAACAUUGCUAAAAAUAUUCAGCGGUUUUGGGGUUUGCUGAUUAAUACAUAUGAAGAUUCCAAGAUUGCUUUUAAUGUUGAGCAAGCCAAGAUCCCAGUGCAACCUAACACAUACGAUUGUGGAGUAAUAAUGAUGAAAGUCUUGGAAAUAUGGGAUGGAGAGGACAAAUAUGAUGGCAAAAGCAUGCCUGAUUAUACUAAUGAGGAUUUGGCUGCGUUUAGAAAGAAGUAUAUAUGUGACUGGAUUCUAGAUGCUGAAAACUUGCGAAGAUUGGGAGUUUUACAGCACUUCGGAUUAUUAGCCUGUGUAAUCGCUUACAAGCAGGCUGUAAGCGAUUACCAGGGGAGAAAAUGGGAUCUGUACCGAAAGUUGGUGGCUGCUCCCUGGUUUUUUAAACGUUGCUCCCAAUUCGGUGUUGCGGGCUAA
Messenger RNA from Vigna radiata var. radiata (mung bean), 2061 nucleotides. RefSeq lists its product as uncharacterized. The record is from RefSeq and is a predicted model, not a curated record. Gene Ontology annotation, cellular component: nucleus. The annotation marks the transcript as partial. The transcript is spliced from 13 exons. Gene Ontology annotation, biological process: protein desumoylation. NCBI's taxonomy places the organism in Eukaryota, Viridiplantae, Streptophyta, Magnoliopsida, Fabales, Fabaceae. Gene Ontology annotation, molecular function: deSUMOylase activity.